AUGGGGAGUCCAUGUGAACUUCCAGGCUGCUCUGCAUACUCACCUCUCUACAUCAGCCACACACACACUGACUCCAGGAUGGCCUGGCUGGAUGAGGCGGAGGACAUCAAACCGCCCCGCAGCUUGUUGGGGCUGCCUGAGCUCGGCUGGCCGGGGGUCUACGUCCCCUGCUACAACAGAUUAGCUCUAGAGGAGAACUCCUGGGUGCUGAGGAUGACAGAGGCCCCGGCUCCUGCUGCGCCUCCCUCCAGGACUCUCGAGAUGAGCCCAGCCAAGCCCAGCCAGACCCAGGUCCCCUCCUCUGAGAUGCAGGGUCAAGUGGAGGAGCGCUGUCUGGAGCAGGUGCAGACCAUGGUGGUGGGAGAAGUGCUGAAGGAUGUCAACACGGCUUGCAAACUGCUCAACAUUGCACCAGACCCGUUGGACUGGAACUGUGUGCACGUUCAGAAGUGGCUGCUCUGGACCGAACAAAUGCACAGGCUGCCGCAGGCCAGCACGAUGUUUCAGGAGCUGAGCGGGAGGGAUCUGUGCUCCAUGACAGAAGCAGACUUCAGACAACACUCGACGCAGUUUGGAGACACGCUGUACGCUCAUCUGGAUAUCUGGAGAUCUGCUGCAGCAAUGAAGGAGCGCUGCCCACCUGAAGACAGCAAAUCUGCAGCUGAUGAUCUCUCCUGGUCAGAUGUGAUGUGUAACUACCCCAGCCAGCCCAUCCACCUGUGGCAGUUCCUCCGAGAGCUGCUCCUCAAGCCUACAGACUACAGCCGCUGCAUCCGCUGGCUUAACAAGGACAAAGGGAUUUUCAAAAUAGAAGACUCAGCUCUUGUGGCCAGGCUAUGGGGAAUCAGGAAGAACCGCCCGGCUAUGAACUAUGACAAAAUGAGUCGCUCUAUACGCCAGUACUACAAGAAAGGAAUCAUCCGAAAGCCUGAUAUAUCACGCAGACUGGUCUACCAGUUCGUCAACCCCGUAUGAUGAAGAGGAUCGGCUGAUCCGAAAAGAAUGAAUUGAGGAGGAAACAAAGAUAUGCUGGACAUACAUACAGAAACAUGAACUCUGAAGCUCAAUCGUUCAUUGUACAAGAUGUUUCACUUCAAUUGAAAAGACUGCCUACUUAACUAUGCACUCCUGCCUAUCAUUUUAUUUGUCUUAAGCACUCUUGUUGGAAAUGUAUCUUUGGUGUGAUGUCUGGUUUCUCAAAAGGACACAUAUUUCUUCUAUGGAAACAAUUAAAAGAAAUAAUGCUAGUUUGCUUUCUUGUCGAGAGUGAGAUGAGGAGAUUGAUAUCACUCUCAUAUCCGUACAGUACAUAUUUAGAUGGAGCUAGCAGUCGGCUAGCUUAGAUUAGCAUGUAGACUGCUAGCAGCUAGCCUGGUUAUGUCCUAAGGUUAGAAUAAAUGUGCCUAUUAGCACCUGUAAAGUUCACUAUUUACAUGUUGAUCUUGUUUCUGCAGAGAGCUUAAGGAGUUCUGGUAGGUGAGUUUUAAUACCUUUGGACAGAGCAUGGCUAACUAAGCUAACGAGCUGGUGACUAGCUUAAUAUUUAGCAUACAGACAUCGUAGUAAGUGGUAUCAAUCUUCUCAUUUAACUCGUGGCAAGAAAGCUAGCAUCCAAAAUGUCCCAACAUGUCAAAGUAAUCCUUUAAAUUCAGUUUUCCCAUUUAAGUGUCAGAAUAUUUAGAAGUUGCAGCGCAAUGCCAAAGUAAGUGAAUAUUUGAUUAAACCUGCCUUGAUGGAUAAUCCUUUUUACAUUUAUAUUUUAGGGAUUAUGUUCAGGAUCCAGAAUAAAGCAAUAUACUACCAAAUGUUGUGUCCUUUAAAAAGUAGAAACAAGGAAUUA
Molecule: messenger RNA, 1840 nt
Organism: Cottoperca gobio
Lineage: Eukaryota; Metazoa; Chordata; Actinopteri; Perciformes; Bovichtidae
Product: SAM pointed domain-containing Ets transcription factor-like
Exons: 5
Coding region: 1-975 (324 amino acids)
Biological process (GO): regulation of transcription by RNA polymerase II; cell differentiation
Cellular component (GO): nucleus
Molecular function (GO): sequence-specific DNA binding; DNA-binding transcription factor activity, RNA polymerase II-specific
Source: RefSeq, a predicted model, not a curated record